AUGGCCUCGGUACGAAGAAAGCUUGCGAUCGGGCUUUGGGGUCCCGACGACCGAGAUCGUGCUCUCCUCUCUAAGCUCGACGUGACCCUGUUGCCCUAUUUCUCCUUGAUCUGGUUUCUUUUCGGGGUAACUCGGGCCAGCUAUUCCUCUGCCUAUAUUAGCGGUAUGAAGGAGGCGCUGGGAUUCCAGGGAAAGGAGUACAACUACAUGAGCACCGCGUACUUAGUUGUUUAUGCUGUUUGCCAGAUCCCGGGGACAAGUCUCCUCACUAUUGUACGGCCUCGAUACGUGUUUGUUACAGCUAAUCUGACAUGGAGUGUCUUAACUUUGAUCACGUACAAGAUGACCCAUGCCUGGCAAGUUAUCUUGUUGAACGCAAUCGAAGGAGGAUUUUCCGCCGUCGCAUAUGUGGGAGCCCACUUUGUCCUCGGCUCUUGGUAUAAAAGAUCCGAGCUCGGCAUCCGUGCUGCCGUGUUCUGUGUGUUCGGACAUAUAGGGACUAUGGCCGGUGGCUGGAUUCAAGCCGGCUUGCUGGAAUCUCUGGCUGGAAAAGGUGGUCUUCCCGCUUGGAAAUGGAUCUUCAUUAUUGUUUCAGUGAUGACUAUCCCUGUUGCACUAUUCGGCUGGAUCUUCAUUCCUGAUCUACCGGUGCAUCGCGCAGCCUGGUUUCUCAACCGCGAGCAGAAAGGGCAUGCUAUCGCCAGACUGGGUGCCCCCCGCGAAGAGUCGUGGGAUGUGUCUGUCUUCAAGCGCGUUCUUCUAAGCUGGCAGUUCUGGCUCUUGCCAUUCAUCUUUAUGUUAUACUCUCUCUGUGUGCAGAUGCUGCAGAAUAAUGUCAUGGCAUACUGGAUGGCUUCCCGAGGUUAUACUACUAUCCAGCAAAACGACUAUCCUACCGGCGUAUAUGCGACAGCUAUUCUCGGCACGGUCUUCUAUGCUGUCAUUUCGGACAGGCUGCAGUCUCGCUGGGAGGUUUCUAUCGCCAUUGGACUGACAUUCGUCAUCGGAUCCAGUAUUCUCGUGUCGAGCCCGUCAUCCGAUGGGGGUUAUUUCGUGGCGUUCUAUUUGCUUGGAACAACAUUCGCGCCUCAAGCGGUUUGGUAUUCCUGGAUGGCGGAUGUGACUGGUCAUGAUUUUCAGCUGCGUGCCAUCACCACUGGUUUCAUGAACUCAUUCGACUUCGCCUUCGUUACUUGGUGGCCGCUCAUCUUUUACCCAGCCACUGCGGCCCCGAACUUCCACAAGGGUUACGUUGCCAGUUUAGUGACUGGAGCCUUGACCUUGCCAUUUAUUGGCCUCAUUGCUCAUCUUGAGCACAGAGACCGGAAACGAGAUGUUAUUGGAAGGGUCGCGGCUGACGGAUCAGUUGCUGGUACAGAUCAUCUUGAACAAAGUGAGCCUGAAGACGGACCAGGAAAAGCAGCAGGUGUCCCAGUCAAUAUUCGAGCAGAUGAACUGAACGUGUAG
This is a messenger RNA of Penicillium argentinense, 1467 nucleotides long. RefSeq names its product pantothenate transporter. Gene Ontology annotation, biological process: pantothenate import across plasma membrane. The coding region runs from base 1 to 1467 and encodes 488 amino acids. The record is from RefSeq and is a predicted model, not a curated record. The transcript has 4 exons. Gene Ontology annotation, cellular component: plasma membrane. Lineage: Eukaryota; Fungi; Ascomycota; Eurotiomycetes; Eurotiales; Aspergillaceae. Gene Ontology annotation, molecular function: pantothenate transmembrane transporter activity.